CAGCGAACAGUAGCAGUACUUUUUACAUUAGAUGCCUGAUAGCUUCCCCGACAUACUUGUUUCUCUUUCUCCUUUAUAUCCUUUCCUCUGUUAUUUCUUCUCCCCCCCCCCCCCCAAAUAGAUCAUGGACCAGGAAACCGUAUCGUACCGGUCGGUUGAACCGGUAAAACCGGAAACCGGACCAGAUCCGAUACGGUACAGAUUGUGCAGCGAAAUUAUCGUACCGGCCGACAUUCAUAGUUGAACCGGCGUACCGUGAAAUGCCGGACGGUUUUGAUCCAACCGGCGGUCCUUCAAACCUAGGUAAAAGUUUGUCGUUUCAUACAAAGAAGAAAUUCUUUUUGGGUUGGGCAAAGGCGCAUCGCGAGGCACUCUCCACUCUUCAAUCUCGCGCCCUCUUCAUUUCCCCCUGCAGCUGGAGAUCCGAUCAGAGAAGAGAAGGUUGCCUUCGUUUGUAUUUCCCAGCCGAGCUUGAGAACGAGAAGGCCACGUUGUUCGUCGUUCUUCUUUUCCAACCAAACCCGAGAACGAGAAGGUCGACUUCGUCCUUCAUCUUCUCUCGGGCCUUCCGAUCCGAUCCGAGAACGUCAUCGUCGCAGCCCGUGUUCUUCUCUUCUCUUUGCCUGUUCGUCGUCCGGCGAGUCGAGAUGGUCAUUCGUCGAUUCACCUAGGCAGAUUAGGGAUUUUGACUUUUUGUGCAGAAAAUGAAUGAUUUUGACUUUU
Messenger RNA from Linum trigynum, 723 nucleotides. NCBI's taxonomy places the organism in Eukaryota, Viridiplantae, Streptophyta, Magnoliopsida, Malpighiales, Linaceae. The record is from the annotation of a GenBank genome assembly.